UGCGGGACGCCGGCGGACUCGUUCUCUCGAUGAAAUGAGGAGCGCUCCGCGGCUGCCGCCGAUGUCCACCCUGCUCCGGCUCCUCUUCUCCCACCCCUCCCUCUCCACCACCGUCCAUGCUGUCCUGCUCAAGUCCUCCUCCCUCUCCAGUCCCAUCCCGAUCCCGGCCACUGCCCUCCUCACCGCCUACGCGAACGCGGGGCUCCCAGGCGCCGCGUCCCGCCUGUUCGACGAAAUGCCCGCGCGGGACGCCGUCGCAUGGAACGCGCUCCUCGCCUGCCUCGUCCGACACGCGCGCCCUACCGCCGCAGCCGCCGCAUUCCGUGACAUGGCCGCCUCCGGGUUCCCACCCACGGCCGCCACACUCUGCACCAUGCUCAAGGCAUGCGCCGCGUCGCGCGCCUUCCGCCCUGGCCGCCAGCUCCACGCGCGGAGCGUUGUCUCGUGCCACGGCGACGUAAUCAUGGAUACGGCCCUUGUUGAUCUCUACAUGAGCUGCGGUCUUGUCGAGGACGCCAUGAGGGUGUUUAUGCUCACGAAGUACCCAAAGGAUGCCGCACUGUACAAUGCUGUUCUUUCCAGCUGCGUGGAGAAUGGCUGGUUUAGGGAGGCUUUCUCGAUGCUGAGGUGGACCGAGCUCAAUGGAAUUUCGCUGACUUGUGCUCUCACAGCCUGCUCAGCGACAGCAAACUUGGCUUAUGGUAUGCAGGUGCAUUGCAAGGCUCUUCGUUGUGGGUUUGAUUCUGACACCAUAAUAUGCAAUGCACUUAUUGAUAUGUAUUCAAAAUGUGGGAGGACAGUCGGCGCACGGAUAGUGUUUGACUGGAUGGCUGGCAGAAAUGUGGUUUCCUGGUCAAGUAUGAUUGACGCUUAUAGUCGCCACGGGCAUGGUGUGGAUGCUUUAGAUUUGUUUAAGAUGAUGGAGAAAGCUGCACCCAUGGUCUUGCCAAAUGCUAUUACAUUUCUGGUGGUUCUGUCAGCCUGUGGACACUGUGGUCUUGUGGAUGAAGGUCGGUCCAUGCUACAUUUGAUGAAAAGCAAGUACGGGAUUGAUCCACAACCAGAGCACUAUGCAUGUUUUAUAGACAUGCUAGGCCGUGCAGGACAGAUUGAUGAGGCGUGGAAUCUAUAUUGUAGUUUAACUGCAAGCCAGAAUAAGUGUUCCAGUGCCAUCUAUGUCGCUAUGUUGAACGCAUGCAGAGUUAACAUGGAUGUCGUAAGAGGAAAGAAGGUAGCUGUGCGGAUGCUAGAGGUCGACCCACAAAAUCCUAGGAUUCAUGUCUUGAUAUCAAACUUUUAUUCUGCUAUUAGACAAUGGUCUGAAUCAGAUGAAUCACGGAGGGUUAUAGUGGAAAAGGGUCUCAGGAAAGAAGCAGCUAGUAGUCAUGUCUCUGUUAGCUAAAAAUUGAUUUUGCACAAAUCUUGAAACAGCUAACACUUAAAGUGUGGCAAAGCUUGGAAACAAUGGUGUCCAACCAAACAGGUCCUUAGUCCAAGUAAAUGCCACAAUUGGUAUAUCAAGAGUUUUAGGGCAUUUUUCUAAACCAUUCUUUAAUUUUCUUGGACAUCAGAAAUUAUUUGAAAAUUGGUGGUAUAUAAGCCUUAUUAAUGCCAAAUGGUGCAGAUGCAUCUAGCAUACUUGUGUUAGCAGAAAUAUGCCACUGUGAUCUUAAUAUUCAUUUGUGCAUAUUGUCACAUUUGUUGCCAAGCUCACUGUUGUGCAGUUUGACAUGAUUAUUG
Molecule: messenger RNA, 1740 nt
Organism: Panicum hallii
Lineage: Eukaryota; Viridiplantae; Streptophyta; Magnoliopsida; Poales; Poaceae
Product: pentatricopeptide repeat-containing protein At5g66500, mitochondrial-like
Exons: 1
Coding region: 35-1402 (455 amino acids)
Biological process (GO): RNA modification
Molecular function (GO): RNA binding; protein binding
Source: RefSeq, a predicted model, not a curated record